Molecule: messenger RNA, 2113 nt
Organism: Periophthalmus magnuspinnatus
Lineage: Eukaryota; Metazoa; Chordata; Actinopteri; Gobiiformes; Gobiidae
Product: tubulinyl-Tyr carboxypeptidase 1-like
Exons: 8
Coding region: 341-1345 (334 amino acids)
Biological process (GO): regulation of angiogenesis
Cellular component (GO): cytoplasm
Source: RefSeq, a predicted model, not a curated record
AGUGUCAGGGAGUGUCUGAGCGUUGUCGCUGAAGGUUGGAGCAUCUGCAUGAACAAUGAGCCGCCUCUCAAGAAGGGAGAUACUGAAGAGAAACCACGGACAGGACGGGAGGGAAUGAAGAGGAGACGGACCACUGCGGUGAUUGGCGAUAUUUACAGUUUGAAUGACCUCUAACGACACUGGGCAUUUCUGAUCCAACUUGACUGGGACUUCUCUGGAGCGUCCUCCUCCUGCCUAUACCUGUCAUGUGCUGCUGGGCAUCUGCUGGAGCUGGCUACUUAAACCUGGAAUCUGCAGCGGAUUAUCAGUGAGAGAAAUCAGUCAGGAACAGACUGGAGGGAUGCUGAGGACAGCCGUGGGUUCAUUGGACGAGAGAGACGAGGAACAAGAGGAUGAAGGGGAAGAGGACAUGCGGGAUGGAGGGGUGCCCUUCUAUGUCAACCGAGGAGGCUUCCCUUUGGACGAGGAGACUUGGGAGAGGAUGUGGCGACAUGUGGCCCGGAUUCAUCCAUCGGGAGAGGAUUUAGGCAAGAGCAUCCGGGGUGCCACUGACCUGCCUAAGAUUCCAAUACCAAGUGUGCCUACAUACCAGCCUACCACCACCAUCUCACAGCGCCUGGAAGCCAUACAGAAGUACAUCAGGGAUUUGCAGUACAAUCACACUGGAACACAAUUUUUUGAAAUCAAGAAGAGCCGCCCUUUAACCGCGUUAAUGGACAUUGCUAAGGAGAUGACACGUGAGGCCCUGCCUAUCAAGUGUCUGGAGGCUGUAAUCUUGGGAAUUUAUCUCACCAACAACAUACCUGGAGUGGAGCGCUUCCCUCUCAGCUUUAAGUCCCAGUUCUCAGGGAACCACUUCCACCACAUCGUGCUGGGGGUCCACAGCGGGGGCCGGUUUGGAGCUCUGGGAAUGAGCCGCAGAGACGAACUCAUGUUCAAGCCGCUUGAGUUCCGGACCCUUAUGGACCUGCUGCAGGAGUUCCAAGGGGCAUACAGGAGCUACUGGCACACCCUGCGCAAGGUCAGGAUAGGCCAGUAUGUGUCUCAUGACCCGCACAGUGUGGAGCAGAUUGAAUGGAAACACUCCAUCCUGGACCUAGACAAGCUGAGCAAAGAAGAGCUAAGGAGAGAGCUGGAGAGACAUACGCGGGACAUGAGGCUCAAGAUCGGAAAGCCUCCUCCGUCCCCCACCAAAGACAGGAAAAACAGCAUGGGUUCUCCCCUCAAAGGCCCGGGCAGUCCCAUGCGCAGGAUAAGCAGAGUGGAGAGGCGUCCUUCAGCUGAGAAGAAGGUUUUGGAUCAACAAUCUUCUGGGGACAUAAAUGCUUAUCAGAUUCGUGUCUGAAUUUUAAAUACCUGUAUUUAUUUUUGAAAGGAAGUUUUUUUUUAUGCACAUUGGCUUAUUCACAAAGCACUGUUUUGAAUAGGUCACCAGCAACCCUUUCCUCUGCAACUAAAUUAUCGUGUCUUGAGUUUUUUCCGAGGACUUGGGGGGUUUGGGAUUUUAAAAAAUAUGGUACCUUGUGGAUGCUAGGAAAAAGACACAAAUGUACCAAUGAUUCAGUGUUAAUGUGCUUCUAGAUGUUUUUCCUUUUCAUUGAAUAUUUUCAGUAUAAGCUCCAAUAGCUCCUCUGCAAUGCAAUCAACUUUGGUUUACAGUUAGUGUGCAAAUGUGUUUAAUGUUGUUUCUACUGAUCAACUGCUCAUAUAGUAGUCUGUAAACCCCUGUGCCUUGAACCCUUGAGGGAGAUAAAGGACCUUCUGUAGAUGCUUUUGACAAUUUAGAAGUAGGAAGAUAAACAAUGUGAAAAGGCAAUGUCAUUUUUUGUAGCCCAGGUAUUGAUACUGAUUGAUUGAACUAAUGUAUUAUGUACUAAUGUAACCAUUUUGUCUUGAAUGUUUAUUUAAAACCCGUUAUUGAUUUGUUCCUUGCCUUAAGUGGUAUCAAUUUCGUGGCACUUUGUAUAUCUUUUAUUGUAGGUUUUGAAUUACCUCCUUCAGUAUUGUCCCAUCUGUGGCUUUCCAUACUUAUACAUGUUUUCACUGUAGACUAUAGACAUUUUUGUAUCUACUUUAUUUCAAUAAAGUAUUACCUACUGGUUCCUUUUAAUUG